GAGAUCAGGUAAGCAGUGAGGCGCUCUCCCCGCCGCUAGAGGGCGACAGCGGAGCUAUUGAGCGCAUUUUAAAUAGUCAGACCGGCAGCUCUCAAAUGCGUAGCAUGAGGAAGAAUUUAUUAAGAGUUCUGGGGGAGAGCUGGAAGAGUUACAGGCACAGAUUCGUUCCCUGGAUUGCUUUAAAUCUGGGUAAAAAUGAAAGGACAUUGCGCCAGGUCAAACACCUGGACGAAGACAAGCGGUUGGACGAUGACCGAGUCAUCUCUUUCCUCCUGAAUCUUUUUACCGAGCUGCUUAGAAACGACGCGAGCAAUCAAACUGAACAGCUUCGCCUGCUCCGGUCUUCCUCGCGAGAUUACUACAUUACCCACAAUGCUGCAGUGCGAAGUCCGGAAGUGUCACCUUGCGAGAUUAUGCUGCACACACUGGGCUUCUGUGUGGAGAAAAUGGCCAGCUCGCUUCCAGCUGCGGGAAUAGGGGUGUUUGUUUCCCGGGGCCAGGUCCCUAAAGGUGUACCUGUAGCCAUGUAUCCAGGGACCAUCUAUCAGGCAGACGAGCCAAUUCUUUUCCAGUCCAUUCGAAACCCAUUUAUAUUCCGAUGCAUCGAUGGCGUUUUGAUCGAUGGCAAUGAUAGAGGGCUCUCCAGGCUAGUUUUUAGGUCAUGCAGUGGACGGGACCAGCUCGGCCCAUUUCAUUUGUGUGACCACUCCUGGUUGACGCCCCGUCCAGAAAACCCUCUUGCCGUGGGACAGUAUGUCAACAACUGCUCUAAGGAGAAGGCUGCUAAUGUCUGUUAUCAGGAAUUUGAUGUGCCUGAGGAUUUCCCCAUAGAGCUUCAUCAAUAUCUUCCUAAUGUUAAUUACAGACCUAACAUGCAAAGGAGGCUGCGCUGCAUUGUUCUGGUGUCGUUAAGAGAUAUUAACAAGGGGGAGGAACUUUUCUCCAAUUACUACACCAUAGUGCACGAUUCUUAACAUGAAAACAUGACAUUUGCCCACAACUUGUUUCAUAGUAAAGGUUUUUCUUAUAUUUUAAAA
Messenger RNA from Silurus meridionalis, 1037 nucleotides. RefSeq names its product SET domain containing 9 (gene setd9). The transcript has 6 exons. Lineage: Eukaryota; Metazoa; Chordata; Actinopteri; Siluriformes; Siluridae. The record is from RefSeq and is a predicted model, not a curated record. Gene Ontology annotation, molecular function: protein binding. Bases 96 to 974 code for a protein of 292 amino acids.